AUAAGAACCACAGAAAGUUACAGGAUAGUCUACAAAGCCUACCAAAAAGAAAUCCUAGAAAGGGAAUACAGUGUGAAGGAAUUCAUUUCUCCGGAUGAUCAGAAUCGGAUCGCAAAAGAGACCGGAUUGGAUACUAAACAGGUAAAAAUAUGGUUUCAAAAUAGGAGGGCCAAAACUAGGAAAGAAAAAGGCAAAAUA
Helobdella robusta is the source of this 198-nucleotide messenger RNA. RefSeq lists its product as hypothetical. NCBI's taxonomy places the organism in Eukaryota, Metazoa, Annelida, Clitellata, Rhynchobdellida, Glossiphoniidae. The annotation marks the transcript as partial. Gene Ontology annotation, cellular component: nucleus. The record is from RefSeq and is a predicted model, not a curated record. Gene Ontology annotation, biological process: regulation of transcription by RNA polymerase II; embryo development; anterior/posterior axis specification. Gene Ontology annotation, molecular function: DNA-binding transcription factor activity, RNA polymerase II-specific; RNA polymerase II transcription regulatory region sequence-specific DNA binding. The transcript has a single exon.